Messenger RNA from Tinamus guttatus (white-throated tinamou), 642 nucleotides. The record is from RefSeq and is a predicted model, not a curated record. Lineage: Eukaryota; Metazoa; Chordata; Aves; Tinamiformes; Tinamidae.
AUGGCAGGAAAAGAUCUGGGGGUGGUGGUCGACAGCCGGCUGAACAUGAGGCAGCACGGUGUCUACAUCAUCCAGCCCACAGGACUUCACCCACUUGUGGUGUACUGUGAAAUGAAUGUGACCGACGGGGGCUGGACGGUCAUCCAGAGGAACCGGUAUAACACAGCGAUCACCUGGGCCGAGUCCUGGAGCACCUACAAGUACGGCUUUGGGGACGUGCAGAGUGACUACUGGCUGGGCACGGAGUACAUCUAUCAGAUUGCCAAGCAGAAGGUCUACCAGGCCAAGUUCGUUAUCUGGGAUGCCACAAAUGCCACCAAGUUCGCAGACUACAAUUUCUUCGGUCUGGAAGAGGAAUCCCGUGGCUACUUGUUGAGACUGGGCUCCUACACAGGGACUGCAGGGGAUGCCAUGACUUCAGCUAGUUCUUCUACUGCACACGACAACAUGAAGUUCUCUGCUAAAGACCUGGAUCAGGACACUAGCACUGGGAACUGUGCCUCCACCAAUGGGGGUGGGUGGUGGUACUCAGCGUGUUACUCUGUACGGCUGAAUGUCAAGGGUGGCCUGACAUGGGGUAGCCUGUGCAGUCGCAACUGCAAAGCCUCUCUCAUCCUCAUCAAACCAGCUUCCUUUUGCUAG